AGGCUACUGCGACUUAGAAAAACAGAAAAAGGACAUCUCUACUGAAAACUAGGAAUCCCCGGGGGACAAGUCUUGUGGCUUCCAAUCGCUUAGCACAUUUAGAAUCCGUAAGGACGCCUUCCAGCGUCCGCCAUCCUUGUGACAUCAUUGCGUCCCGCGACACCAUCCUUAGCGUAGCUCCUCGUAGCAAGAUUUCUCUUCCGGUAUUGCCUGGGAGGGCGGCCAGUGUGAUUACGAUCCCUGGGCGUGGGGUACGCCGGGAGUUGUAGUUCCAGCUGACAGUUUUAUCUAAUCUCCGGAAGUGAAGGAGUGAGAGGCUGAGCUAAACCGUCUCGGGGUAGCGGGACUUAGUGCUGAGGCACUGCUCCCGGGGCGAUCAUGAACGGGCAGGCGGACAGCGAGGUGGACUACAAGAAGAAAUACAGGAACCUGAAACGGAAGCUCAAGUUCCUCAUCUACGAACACGAGUGCUUUCAGGAGGAACUGAGGAAGGCGCAGAGGAAAUUGCUGAAGGUGUCCCGAGACAAGAGUUUCCUCCUAGACCGACUCUUGCAGUACGAGAAUGUGGAUGAAGAUUCUUCUGACUCAGAUGCUACUGCAUCUUCAGAUAACAGCGAGACAGAGGGAACACCCAAGUUGUCAGACACUCCAGCCCCCAAGAGGAAGAGAAGCCCUCCAAUGGGGGGAGCCCCCUCUCCCUCCAGCCUCUCUCUGCCUCCUUCAACAGGGUUUCCCCUUCAGGCCCCCGGAGCCCCCUCCCCAUACCUGAGCUCGCUGGCUUCCCCCCCCUACCCCCCAUUCCCUUCUGACUACCUGGCCCUGCAGCUGCCCGAGCCCAGCCCCCUGAGGCCCAAGCGGGAGAAACGGCCCCGCCUGCCCCGGAAACUGAAGAGAGCUCACUCUGGCUGCAGUGUGAAGGAGGAGCCGGAUCUGGGACAGGCUGAAGGCAGGGAAUCCCGUUAGGAGGCUGGUACAGUAGCCCAGAUGACGGUGGGACCCCCCGACUGCCCUGUGGGAGGGCCGCUGACCUUCCCCAGCCGUGGUUCUGCGGCUGGAGUGGGGGCAACCCUGGCCCCACUGCCACCCCCUAAGAUGCCCCCUCCCACAAUCCUGAGUGCAGUCCCUCGGCAGAUGUUCAGCGACGCAGGCAGCGGGGAUGACGCCCUGGAUGGUGAUGAUGACCUGGUGAUCGACAUCCCGGAGUGACCCCCACCCCCGCCCGAGCCCCUGUCCAACGCCUCCUGUGCCAACACACAUGAGCCCCGAGCUUCCACAGAGACGUUUAUUGAUGCCCAGUUGCCAUGCUGCGGCCACUGACACAAUCGGAAAAGGUGUAAACAUGCACAAAAGUCCCCUGGAAGGGGGACCUCACCAGGGCAGGGGUCUGCCCUCACAUCCUGGCCCCAACGUGGGGGCAGGUGUUUUAAAUGACUGGCUGGGAAUACCUGCCACUUCCGGGAGGGGCGGAGACCCUGCGGUGUGCCCCCACGCUCCCCCCCACCUUUUUAAAAGGGCAGCUGUACAGGGCUAGGUGUUGUGUUAUGUUUUGUUUUGUUUUUUAAACAAAGAUUCUUUAUUAAAUGAGUGGCUCUG
Messenger RNA from Phyllostomus discolor (pale spear-nosed bat), 1593 nucleotides. RefSeq names its product INO80 complex subunit E (gene INO80E). Lineage: Eukaryota; Metazoa; Chordata; Mammalia; Chiroptera; Phyllostomidae. The transcript is spliced from 8 exons. Gene Ontology annotation, cellular component: nucleus; Ino80 complex. The record is from RefSeq and is a predicted model, not a curated record. Gene Ontology annotation, biological process: chromatin remodeling. Bases 379 to 963 code for a protein of 194 amino acids.